Molecule: messenger RNA, 1541 nt
Organism: Hippoglossus stenolepis (Pacific halibut)
Lineage: Eukaryota; Metazoa; Chordata; Actinopteri; Pleuronectiformes; Pleuronectidae
Gene: hhex
Product: hematopoietically expressed homeobox
Exons: 4
Coding region: 287-1159 (290 amino acids)
Biological process (GO): regulation of transcription by RNA polymerase II; cell differentiation
Molecular function (GO): DNA-binding transcription factor activity, RNA polymerase II-specific; RNA polymerase II cis-regulatory region sequence-specific DNA binding
Source: RefSeq, a predicted model, not a curated record
AGAUAACAGCCUCAACAGUUGGACCGAGUAUCUGCUUGUUCACCCUUGCAACGUGAUGGACACCAAAACACUCUAACGGUGUUAUCCACAACCCAGAGGGACUGUGUUUGGUUUGUAAAGGGCAGCCCGCAGACUGAAGGUUUCACUCAAAGUUACAGUAGAUGGUUGAUAACAUGUAAAAACUUGAGGGUAUUAUUUAAAAACGAGAGAGACGUAGUCGUUAAAUAGGAAGGCUGUUGUGAGACUGUAAAUUGAGUUCCAGUGCACAGCGGCGGCAAACAGCACCAUGAGCGUCCCGCUUUUUGCACCAACUCCGAUCCAGCCGGCUCAUCCGACUCCCUUCUACAUCGAGGACAUUCUGGGGACGACUGCCUCUACUACCUACUCUCCCUCCUCUUCUUCAUCCUCCGCCUCUUCAUCCUCCUCCUGCUCCACGCUGAUUAUCCCCACACCGACUCUCGCAUCGCCCAAUUCUUCGUUCACGAGUGUAAUCUCACCGUACCGGGCGCCGAUUUAUGAACCCACGCCGAUCCACGCGGCGCUGUCUCACCAUGCAGCUGCAAUGUUGACAACGACGUACGCCUCCGCCGGAGCUUUCGCUGGCCCCAUCUACCCGUUCCACCACCAGCACAACCGCUCCAUGGGGGAGUACGCACAGGCUCUGCUGAGGCGCGACCCGCUCGGGAAGCCGCUGCUAUGGACUCCCUUCAUGCAGCGGCCGCUGCACAAGAGAAAAGGCGGCCAGGUCCGGUUUUCUAACGACCAGACCAUUGAGCUGGAGAAGAAGUUUGAGACGCAAAAGUACCUCUCUCCUCCAGAGAGGAAGCGAUUGGCAAAGAUGCUGCAGCUCAGCGAGAGACAGGUUAAAACCUGGUUCCAAAAUCGACGUGCGAAGUGGCGAAGACUGAAACAGGAGAAUCCUCAGGGAGGUAAAAGGGAGCUGGAGAAUGACAGUCCAGCCGGGAGGAGUAAUAAAGGUGAUGAGAUGAUCGAGUCAACUGUGAUGCAGAGCCCGGAACAGAAGCAGACAGUCUAUGUGCGCUCUGUGUCCCCGCAACAUCUGCACACAGCACUGGACUCUAACGUGACAUCAGAUGACACUGACCAGGAGCUGGACAUAGUGGACGACGAAGAAUUCACACGGAAACUGCAAUUCUGAAGGGUAUAAUCCACAAUGACACUGGAUCCAAUGGACAUUCAGAGCUGGAUGAUGAAGGCUAGCGGAAUCUUCUCACACCUGAGUCUGGUCACUCAUCUCCAUUCAGACAACUUGACAAAAUAGUUACUGGUGUAAUAUUUAGGUAACGUUUACAUUACUUAAUCCUGCCAUGACGCGUCUUUUUGUAUAUAAAACAUAUUCGUUUUGAUUGUCACUUUGUUAUGUUGACCACUGUAAAUGACUUGUACUGUAUGUUGUUUUAAAUGAGAAACAUUCUUAAUUCAGGCUGUUGCCUUAAAAUAUGAUAUAUGAAAUCAAUACAGACCAAAUAAUGAUGUGGUUAAUUGCUUAUAAUAAUAAUAAACACAUUUUCUGAUGAGAA